ACCAAAAUAAUACAAAAUUCACAACAUUGGACGGAAUCACAACAUUCUCAAAAACGUGUUGUGUUCUUUGUUGCAUUCGGUUAUUUUCUGUAAAUUAAGAAAACAGUGAAAAGUACGAAAUGCUUCGCCGACAAGCGCGUCUGAGGCGGGAGUACUUGUACCGUAAAGCGGUGGAGAGUAAACAUAAAGCUCUCCAAGACAAAAAAGCAAAAAUAAAGAAAUCACUUGAAGAUCACACGCCGAUACAUGGGGAUUUAAAAAAAGACGCUUUGCUGCUGCAGGAUAAGCUCAAAUGGAACGACGAAGGGCCUAAGCGUGCGGCGGAAAUAGGAGGAAUCAGCGGAGGAGCAAACACGGCUGAUUCGCAGGAUGAUGAGUACCGUUACGCUGGUUGUGAGGAUCCCAAGAUUAUGAUUACCACGUCGCGUGAUCCUUCUGCAAAACUGAAGCAAUUUGUCAAGGAACUGAGACUGCUUUUCCCGAAUGCACAACGGAUGAACAGAGGUAAUUUCGAAAUGAAGCAACUAAUCCAUGCAUGUCGGGCGAACAAUGUGACUGAUUUCAUCGUCGUGCAUGAACAUCGAGGUGUUCCGGACAAUCUUAUCGUAUGUCAUCUCCCGUACGGACCAACGGCAUCUUUCAAUAUAUCAGGAGUAGUCAUGCGCCACGAUAUACCGGAAAUAGGACCAAUGAGUGAGCAGAAACCUCAUUUGAUUUUUCAUAAUUUUAAAACGAAACUCGCAGAGAGAACUAUGUCGAUCCUGAAAUACCUUUUUCCGGUGCCGAAGGAGGACUCUAAACGAGUGAUGACGUUCGCUAAUCAUGACGACUACAUCAGCUUCCGUCAUCAUACUUUCAAGACGGUGGACCGAGAGUUAGUGCUAACGGAAGUGGGACCCCGCUUUAUGCUUAAAUUGUAUCAGAUCAAGUUGGGAACGUUGGACGAGCUAGAGGCAGCGGACACGGAAUGGGUUUAUCGGCCAUACAUGAAUACGGCUGCCAAACGGCGGUUCUUCUCGGACGACGAUGGUUGGCAACAGGAUGAUGAUGUACAAAUGUAAGGGUGUUCUAAUAAAGAUUCUAUGUAUUAUGAA
Molecule: messenger RNA, 1094 nt
Organism: Armigeres subalbatus
Lineage: Eukaryota; Metazoa; Arthropoda; Insecta; Diptera; Culicidae
Product: U3 small nucleolar ribonucleoprotein protein IMP4
Exons: 1
Coding region: 120-1061 (313 amino acids)
Biological process (GO): rRNA processing
Cellular component (GO): small-subunit processome; nucleolus; Mpp10 complex
Molecular function (GO): snoRNA binding; rRNA primary transcript binding
Source: RefSeq, a predicted model, not a curated record